This is a messenger RNA of Meloidogyne enterolobii, 3372 nucleotides long. NCBI's taxonomy places the organism in Eukaryota, Metazoa, Nematoda, Chromadorea, Rhabditida, Meloidogynidae. The record is from the annotation of a GenBank genome assembly.
AUGGAAUCUUUAAAUCAAAAAGAAACAAAUGCCGAAAAUUUUAGCAAUGAAAACAACAAUCAACUUCAAGUUUCAGAGCAACAACAGCAAGCAAACUCUUUGACGGCAUCUUCUUCGUUAUUGGUUAAUUUACGAAAUAACAACAGAAAUCCUGCACUCCAUCCAACUAGAGAGGAUUCUCCUUAUCCUGGACGUGAGGAACUUGCAGCGGCUUCAACAUUAAAUUCUUUAGCUGAAUCGGCAGCAACUGCAUCACUUCGACUUCAGCACCAAAUAAAUUUAAUGGCUCAGGCUAUGGCCACUCCCGGAGUUACAGCUGCUUCAUUUCCAAUUUUACCAAAUACAAAUUCUAUAUCAUCUUCUCCCCAGCCAUUAACUGGACAACAACAACCUUCUAUUGUUUGUGAUUCAACUAAUGGACUUUCUACAAUGUUAGGUCAUUAUGUAGCUGCGGCAGCUGCUGUUUCAACUGCUGUUGCUAUUCACCAACAACAGCGUCAAGACGUCGUCUCUGUAUAUAAUACUUCCCCAAAUCUGGUCACAAGUUAUUCAACACCUCUAUCAACAUAUUUUUCUUCACAGCAACAACAGUCAACAAAUAUAAAUAGUUCAAAUCAAAUCUCUUCAAAUUUUUCACAACAGCAGAAUUUAGUUAAUACAUCUUCAAAUGAUCAACAAAAUUCUGUACCGGUACCUGCUCUCUGCUCCUGCACCUUACCUUCCAUGUUUGCGGCAGCUGCAGCAACAUCUAUGGCCGUUGCUGCUGCUGGUGUCUGUCCUUAUCAUCAAACUUCAAUUGUUCGACCAUUAGUCAAUAAUGAUUUACAAAUUGAUUUAAAUAAUAAUGCGGAGACAGGAAUGCGUUCAAGAAAUGAAAAUAAUGGAAAUAAUAAUUCUGGUGAAACGGCAAUGUUGGCACAUGGUAGACAACGUCAAGCACAAAUUUUUCAAAUUCCAAAUCCUGGUUUUCAACAACAACAGCAACAACAAUUAAUUUCUUCACUCCUUCCUUCAACAACCACAAAUUCUGUUGUUCCACCUAUUGGUGUUAUUCAACCAAUACAACAUCGUUCUCCUAACCGAAUAUCACGUUCUUCUGCUGGAAGUUCUUCCUCACUAAAACGUUCAAAUACAACUGCAUUUCCUCCAAAUUUGGAAGCUGUUUCUUCUGCAAUGUUGUCAGCUAUUAAUAAUUCAAAUACAAUAAAUGUUUCUUCAUCAUCUCCGCCUUUGCUUUUUGCGAAUCCUGCACAAAUUCGCGACUUUUUUUUAUCCCUUUUUCUUAAUUUUUCUGGCCCAAGUCGUGCUCCAAAAUUACGUCGUAUUUUGUCUUUUGAUGAAGAUGUGUCUGAAAUAAAUGAAUCUGUCAGCCCAACAACUGUUCCUUCCAUUACUACCAUCUCAGAAGCAGAUAUUGAAGCUACAAGUAAUGCUACGGCUGCCGCUCUUGUUCAAAUUAGACAGCGAGCACAGACAUUGGCUGCCAUUUCAACACCCCUCAAUGAAGUCCUAUCAAUUGCAAACUCAAUAACACCUAAUGGGAUCCAAUCAUCAGCAUUAACUUCAUUACAACAAAAUCCAUCUGCUCUUCCUUUACAAAACCAACAGGCUGCCGCUGUGGCUGUGGCAGCUGCUUCUACUGUUGCCGCAGGGAUGGAACAUAUUGUAGCGGCUGCAUUGAGUGCUGCUAAUGCAGCAUCUGCUCUUUCUCCACAAGCAUUGGCUGCAAUUACGGGUGCAACGGCAGCUGUGCAAUGUGCUGUUUGUGCUGCAGCGGCGUGCCAGUCACGAUUGUCAAAUCCCGGUGCAACCCCUACAGCUGUAACUGCUUGUAGUUGUCUCCACCACCAUCAUCACCAUUUACAUUGUCACAACCACCAAACACUUUUACCACAUCAACCACCUCCUAUUUGUACUCUUUGCAACUCUAAUGUGACAAAUGGUCCACCAACGCCAUCUGUUAUUAAUAAUCAGAACAACAACAAUAGUGCAACAGUUGGAAUUCAAGUUGAUAAUCCAAAUGUUGGAGUGGUUCGACCUCAACAGGGAUAUUUGCACCAAUCUCGUCCGUCAGCUCUCAGCCUCUGCCCAUCUUCAAGUUCAAAUCUAAAUAGUUUGCUCAGUUCUGUUCCUUCCUUUGAAUUACUGAAUAGUGUAAAUACAGAUGAGUCUAAUCAACAGUCACAAAGAUUCUUACUAAAUGCAAACAAUAUUACCCAAUCAUUUGGUCAAUCAAAUGGUGCAUAUCAAUUGCUUUUGGAUGCUUACAACACCAAUAAUAUGCAAAGACAACAACAGUCGACUUCUGUAAGUAUCGGAAUAAAUAUUGGCUCCUCAAGUUUAUCGACUUCAAAUUCUUCUCAUCAACGUGAUCUUGCAACAUCUACAGAUUCACAAGGUCAGGCAAUGAUAAACUUACAGCAACAAGUUAAUGCACAGCAACAAGCUAUGAAUUUACAACAACAAGUAAUGAAUAGACAAGCUGCAUCUCUUUCACCUUCUGCUGUUACAGCAAUGUUGUUAAACAGUGCUGCAGCUAUGGGACAACAACAAACGAUGCAAGCAGUUCCUGCCCAACAACAGCAGCAAAUUCCGUCUUUGUAUAGUUUGCAACGAGGUGCGACUCUUAACGAAACCAAUUUGUUAGCACAAGUUCAAGCUCAACAAAACAUGAACACUGUUCAUCAAAGUAUUUUGGCUAUUCGUUUGGCACAGCAGGAGCGUGAAAGAGAAACAGCUAACCACUUUUACCAGCAACAACAACAAAUCCAACAAAGAACGGCCCAGGCAGCGGCACAACAUCGACAUUUGAUGCGGCCUCUUUUUUCGAUGCCACAAGCCUUGCCUGUUCCGAUGACACAAAUGGAUUUGUCAAGUCUCGUGCUUCUACACAAUCACCCUGGCGCUGAAACUUCAUUAGUUCUUAAUGGUGGUGGUUCUGCUUUAUCUACUGCUACUAACCCCCACCAUAUUGUUGCAAAUGCAAUGGCUGCAGCUACAGCGGCUGAGCCUCAGCCAGUUGGUGCAACAUUGGAACAGAUCAAAAGGCACUCGCAAAAGCUAUCCUAUGUUGAAGAUCCAAAUACCCCUGAGCAAGAGCGUGAACGUUGCACAAUCUGCCUUUGCGAAUUCGAGACUGGGGAUGAAUUGCGUGGUCUAAACUGUGGACAUCUCUUCCAUAUGGAAUGUAUUGACCCUUGGUUACAACAAAACAAAAAGUGUCCACUCUGCCGUGUUGAUAUGGAUAAAGGAAUUAGUGUGCCAGGAAGUAGUAAUGCUUUGGUAGGUGUUGGUUCUGCUGCUGAAGCUGCAGUUAUUUUAAAUGCUGCUGCUUAUGCUCAAGCUUCUGCUACUUCUAGUACAGCGUGUUAA